Molecule: messenger RNA, 2608 nt
Organism: Cheilinus undulatus (humphead wrasse)
Lineage: Eukaryota; Metazoa; Chordata; Actinopteri; Labriformes; Labridae
Gene: anapc7
Product: anaphase promoting complex subunit 7
Exons: 11
Coding region: 105-1802 (565 amino acids)
Biological process (GO): cell division
Molecular function (GO): protein binding
Source: RefSeq, a predicted model, not a curated record
GCGCCAUAUUUAAUACAUCUGAAGCUAGCCAGCGUUAGCUGUUUACAAGCUCAAACUUUUCAAUUGAGACGGUGAACCAAAUCAAGCCCUCUGAAUAAUCAAACAUGAAUGUAAUAGAUCAUGUACGGGAUAUGGCGGCUGCUGGCCUUCACUCCAACGUACGGAUACUGACCAGUUUGUUGCUGACGAUGAGUAAUAACAAUCCAGAGCUCUUUUCGCCGGCCCAGAAGUACCAGUUGUUGGUUUACCACGCUGAUGCCAUCUUCCAUGAUAAGGAGUAUCGUAAUGCUGCCUGCAAAUAUAGUAUGGCAUUGCAACAAAAGAAAGUACUCAGCAAAACCUCAAAAGUUCGCACUUCUGCUGGCGGAGCUGCAUCAAACAUACAGGCACAGAGCUUACCAUCAGAGAUUGAGGUGAAGUACAAGAUAGCUGAAUGCUACACUAUUUUGAAACUGGACAAAGAUGCUAUUGCAGUGCUUGAUGGGAUUCCGUCCAGACAGAGGACUCCAAAGAUUAACAUGAUGCUAGCUAACCUGUAUAGAAAAGCUGGUCAGGAACGUUCUGCUGUUACAAGCUACAAAGAGGUCCUCAGACAGUGUCCCCUUGCCCUGGAUGCUAUUAUUGGUCUUCUUUCGUUAUCAGUCAAAGGAGCUGAAGUAGCAUCCAUGACUAUGGAUGUGAUCCAGAGCAUCCCCAACUUGGACUGGCUUUCUGUUUGGGUCAAAGCCUAUGCUUUCAUACAUGCAGGGGACAAUCAAAGAGCCAUCAACACUAUUUGCUCUCUUGAGAAGAAGUCUCUGUUGCGGGAUAAUGUGGACCUCCUGGUGAGCUUGGCUGAUGUGUACUUCAGGGCUGGUGACACAAAAAACGCCAUUCUGAAAUUUGAGCAGGCCCAGAUGCUCGAUCCAUAUCUCAUUAAAGGAAUGGAUGUUUACGGCUAUCUGAUGGCCCGUGAAGGACAUUUGGAAGAUGUUGAAGUCCUGGGUGGGCGAUUAUUUAAUAUCUCAGACCAGCAUGCAGAACCCUGGGUGAUCUCUGGCUGUCACAGCUUUUACAGCAAACGUUACUCCAGAGCUCUCUACCUGGGAGCCAAGGCUAUCCAGCUAAACAGCAAUAGUGUGCAGGCUCUCCUCCUGAAGGGGGCAGCACUAAGAAACAUGGGGCGGGUUCAGGAAGCCAUCAUCCAUUUCCGAGAAGCUAUGCGCCUGGCACCCUGCAGACUCGACUGCUAUGAAGGUCUGAUUGACUGUUACCUGGCAUCCAAUGGGAUUCGAGAGGCCAUGGGGAUGGCCAAUAACAUCUAUAAAACCCUGGGGGCAAACGCACAGACUCUGACCAUCCUUGCCACAGUGUGCCUGGAAGACCCUGUGACUCAGGAGAAAGCCAAAACCCUACUGGAUAAAGCACUGGCCCAGAGACCAGACUACACAAAGGCAGUCGUCAAAAAGGCUGAACUGCUCAGUCGGGAGCAGAAAUAUGAAGAAGGGAUUGCUCUCCUCCGGAAUGCCCUGGCCAAUCAGAGUGACUGUGUUCUGCACAGAAUGCUGGGAGAUUUCCUUGUGGCUGUCAAUGAUUACCAAGAAGCCAUGGAUCAGUAUAGUAUAGCAUUAAGCCUGGAUCCCAAUGACCAGAAGUCAUUAGAAGGCAUGCAGAAGAUGGAGAAGGAAGAAAGUCCCACAGAUGCCACAGUGGAGCUGGAUGGUGACGACAUGGAGGGCAGUGGAGAGGAUGGAGAUCUGGAGGGCAGUGACAGUGAGGCAGCGCAGUGGGCUGAUCAGGAACAGUGGUUUGGUAUGCAGUGACCCCGGCCACAGGAGGACACCCAGUCUCAUCCAUCUCCUGACAUACUGCAGUCUGUGUGGAGCUUUCAGCCAUAAAGGUCGCCGUGCAGGACUGAGAUGAUCCAACACUCUGACAUAUUAUGAGCCACUUCAGUGUGGUGCUAAUUUAGGCCAGUUUGCUCAUGUUUGUUUGGCUUUUAUCCUCUUUUCCCUUUUCUGGCAACAUGAAUUCAUUGAUCACUUUUCCUGAUCUUGAAAAUAUUAAAAGUUAAAUAUGCUCAGAACAAUUUGAGUAUCAGUGUAUAACAAAGGACCGGCUUUGGAUGCUUCAGAGAUUAAGAUGCUGAGCUGUGCCAAGGCUAGAUUAAAUCAGGACACUGCUGUGACAGGAAAUGAAAGUUUAGGCCAUAAAUGACUGGAGUGUUCCUCAUGUGACUGGAGAGACCGGUAAUAUUUUAAAUGUGUGUUCUGUUAAAGCCUGACUGAAGUAUUUACUGCAUAGAGGGCAUAGAUAUAACAUUUUCACCACAAAAGAUGACAUUAGACCACCCCUUUGUGUCUCUAUCAACCAGGUGGUCUGUAAAAAAGUGAAUAUGUACCAUAUAAAUGUUUUACAAUGUCAUUAAUUUCCUAUUUGUCAUUUCAGAAUGUGGCAUAAUGUACAUGCUUGUUAUUUUCUUUUUUGUCUGCCUUACUGUAUAAAAGAACUACCUUAUGACUGAGUACUUCAUUUGGAAAGUGUUACCAUUUCAGAUCAGUUGUUUAUAGUAUUUUGUACAUAUUUUUAAAGUGUAUAAUAAAAUUUUUAAGCAAUCACUUAACAUGAA